UCUUUCUCACACACACUCUCUAUAUAUAUUAUAAAGAGAGAAUGAGAGAAAGAUUGCUCAAUCAAUGGCUUCUCUUUUUGUGUUAAGGAAGAACUUUCUCCAAAGCCACAACCUUCAUAGGUAUAGCGUUCACUCAGGAGAGCGCGAGCAGCUCAAAGCACUCCGAAACGUUACCUUGAAACACCCACGAUGGAUUCCAAUGUCACAAACAUAUGCAAGCUAUAUAUGCGCAAAGAGAAUGGGAGAGAGAGAGAGUGCUGCAUCAAUGGCUAUGGUAAAGAAGAACCAUCUCCAAAGCGAUGCCCUUCAUCAGUAUAUCUUGGAAACAAGCGUUUACCCAAGAGAAGACGAGCAGCUCAAGGCACUGCGAGAGGUUACCUUGAAACAUACACGGGGAUCAAUGAGCAUCCCUCCUGAAGAGGGCCAGUUCCUUCGUCUAUUGCUAAAGCUCAUGAAUGCGAAGAGGACGAUAGAGAUCGGCGUGUUUACGGGCUAUUCGCUCCUUUGUACUGCACUCGCAUUGCCGGAAGAUGGAAAGAUCACUGCCAUUGAUGUUGAUAGAAAAAGCUUUGACAUAGGAUUGCCAUUCAUUCAGAAGGCUGGUGUCGAGAAGAAGAUCGAUUUUAUUGAAUCAGAAGCUCUUCCCGUUCUUGAUAAAAUGUUACAAGAAGGAAAGGACCAAGGAUCAUUUGACUUCGCAUUCAUUGAUGGUGAUAAGGUCAACAACAUCAACUACCAUGAACGGAUGAUGAAGCUUGUUAAGGUUGGUGGGCUCAUCGGCUACGAUAAUACACUUUGGUUCGGGACCGUAGCGGAUUCCGAUCGUUUUGGCAUGCCUGAGUAUGACAGGAUGAUGAGGGACUGCUUCGUGAAUUUCAACAAGUUCUUAGCUUCCGAUCCUAGAGUUGAGAUUUCACAAAUCUGCAUUGGUGAUGGUGUCACCCUGUGUAGGCGUCUUUAUUAACCGUUUAUCAUGUUUUUAUCUAUUGAGGACCAUUUAAAUAUUUGAAGGUGUAGAACACUUAUUGUAAUAAGUCUGAUCUCCACUUUAAAUAAUGGUUAUUUUGUUAGUGUGUGUUGAUUGGAAUUUGGAUCAAAUAAUAAUAUUGAAUAAAUAUUACAUUUUGUUGUAA
Molecule: messenger RNA, 1133 nt
Organism: Magnolia sinica
Lineage: Eukaryota; Viridiplantae; Streptophyta; Magnoliopsida; Magnoliales; Magnoliaceae
Product: norbelladine 4'-O-methyltransferase 2-like
Exons: 7
Coding region: 65-964 (299 amino acids)
Molecular function (GO): S-adenosylmethionine-dependent methyltransferase activity; O-methyltransferase activity
Source: RefSeq, a predicted model, not a curated record